AUGGGGCUCGGAGGCAGCAAGGCACCGCCUCUCGAGGAGUGGGUGGUGAAGGUGGGAGAGACGCAGGAGAUGAAGACGGCGACAAACGCGGUUGUGACGUCCAAGUACACAGCCUGGAAUUUUGUGGUUAAGAACCUUUGGGAGCAAUUCCACAAGGUUUCGAACAUGUACUUUGCGGUUAUUUGUUGCCUGCAAAUGAUUCCCCAGAUUUCCACGACCAACGGCGUCCCGACCCUAGCACUCCCUCUCUCGAUCGUUCUCGUGGUGAACGCGGCGAAAGAUGCCUUCGAAGACUGGCAGCGCCAUCGAUCCGAUCGCAUCGAAAAUGGACAGGUAACCCACUGCAUUGCGAAGCCGAGCGACCGAUCCGAGGCCGCCAAGCGCUUGAGGGACGCGACGCAAGUGGCCCAAGAGACCAGAGAGAAGAACCAGUCGCCAGAGAUGCCUCCGGCCGAGGUUGUCGAUGCGGAGAGCUCGUCGGCGACGCAGCUGGGGCUCACUCCUGCGCAGUGUCGGGCUCUGGGGAUCUGUCCAAAGUUGUGGAAAGAUGUGCAAGUGGGCGACAUCGUUCUCUGUCUCAAGAACGAGUGCUUCCCCGCCGACAUGGUCCUCCUCGCGACUUCCGACACGCGCGGCGGCGCCUUCGUGGAGACGGCGAGUCUCGACGGCGAGACCAAUCUGAAGCUUAAGCAAACGCACCGCACGACUUUCGAGUGGCUCGGAAGCUGCCUCCCGCUCUCCGUCUGCUACCUUCUGACGCGCAGAGGUCGCCUCCGGUGUCAGGUUCCGAACCGCGACUUGAACGCGUACGAAGGCGUCCUCGAGCUCGACGCAGCCAUGUGCGACUUGGGCGAGACGACAGGCGACACCCUCGCCCCGCACGACCGUGGCCUCGAGUUCGCCGGAAGAGUGAACGGCCACAUGAUCGUCACCUGGCCGCAAGCUGACGCCGCUUUCUCCAUUCAGCAGCUUCUUCUCAGAGGGUGCAAACUGCGAAACACCGAAUGGGUCCUCGGACUCGUCGUCUACACCGGCGUCGAAACAAAAAUCCAAAUGAACAGCUCGAGUCCGCCGCGGAAGAGCUCCCGCGUGGAACGGCUGACUAACAAGCUGACACUGUCGAUCUGGCUGAUCCAGACGCUGCUCUGUCUGGGCGUCUCCAUCGGGCACACGGUCCUGAUGUUCGACUCCACGGCCAAGGCCCGCACGUACCUGGGUGCUGCCGAGGGCUCUGAAAGCCCCGUCGUCUUCUGCAUUUUGAACUUUUUCACGUGGAUGGUGUUGACGUGCAAUUUGGUGCCGAUUUCCCUCGUUCUCCAGAUGGGAAUGGUGAAGGCGCUUCAGUCGCUGUUCAUCGCGCAAGAUGACAGCAUGCUCUUUUACCCGGUUCCAAAGAUGAAGGGUUGCGUGAUGUGCCGGCAGGAGACAGCGCAGACAGGCGACGGAAGAGCCGCAGGAGCCGCGACGAGGCCGAAGACUCCGACGACGCAAGACGCUCGCCUCGCCGAGAAGACUCCAGGCCAGAUUCGAGACGUGAAUCCAGGCGAGAGUCGAGACGUGAAUCCAGGCAAGAUUCGAGACGUGAAUCCAGGCAAGAUUCGAAACGUGAAUCCAGGCAAGAUUCGAGACGUGAAUCCAGGCAAGAUUCGAAACGUGAAUUCAGGCAAGAUUCGAGACGUGAAUCCAGGCAAGAUUCGAGACGUGAAUCCAGGCAAGAUUCGAAACGUGAAUCCAGGCAAGAUUCGAAACGUGAAUCCAGGCAAGAUUCGAGACGUGAAUCCAGGCAAGAUUCGAGACGUGAAUCCAGGCAAGAUUCGAGAAGCGAAUCCAGGCAAAAUUCAAGAAGUGGAUCCAGGGGAGAUUCUAGAAGCGAACCCAGGCGAGACAGCAGAGACCUCAGGGAGAGACGACGUUCGCGGUCGAAAGACAUUUCUUAUCGUUCUGCUGGCGAGCACGGCGCGAGCCCCGUCCUGGGGGCAUUCUCAGAAACUCUUGCAGCAAGCGAGGCUCCCAGCACCAACUGCCUUUCGGGUUCCUCGGGGUGGGCGAGGGCUGUCUGCGCCGCACGAGUUGCGCCUUUGCACAGACAAGGGGGGGAGAGCCCCGUCGAGGGACUCACCAGCUGCGCGCGGUGUCGCCGCAGUCCUUCCGCACCCUCCUGGCGACGACACGCCCUCAGAGAGAAGCGGCUGGGGCUGCGUCGGAGACAAGUCGGAGACGGAGGCGAUCGCAGGCCCCGCGCAAGUCUCCGGCGUCUUUACACCGUUACACUCUCUAACUCGCUCUCUGGCUUCAACUCUCUGGCGACGGGACAGCGGCUCUGGGGCGUCUCUUCCCUGCAGGCGGUCGGCACGCCGCGCUCGCUUGGUGGAGGCGCGACUGCCUCGCGGCUCUGCGACCUCGCAGUCGGAGGCAUGCGGCGCCUGGUCGUUGGGCGCUGCAGGCGCGUGCCGGCAGUUUCGCACGGCGUGCGCAGUGGGCAGAGAAGUGUCCGAUUCGCGGACCUCUGUGCGCUCUUCGUACUCGUCGGUGCCGCAGCAAGAACCGACGUACGCGAGUCGCGAUUCCGGCGCGAGUUCUCGACAGCCGAUGAACUUUCUCGCCUCGGGCGUCCCAGAGCCGCCAUGUCGGAGCGCGUCGGACGGCGCGUGCGCAGUUCAGGACGCGUCUCUCGGCUUCGAGGCUCGGCAAGAGAGGACAAAACCCGAACAGGGCGCGUGGCCGAGGACCAGCGAUUUGAACGAGGAGCUCGGCCAGGUGGCCUACAUCUUCAGCGACAAGACCGGCACGAUGACCUCGAACGUCAUGGAGUUCCGCAAGUGCUGCGUUCGAGGACUGAGUUAUGGACAAGGUCUGACUGAGAUUCGCAGGCAGGCGCUGCGGCGUCUGGGCCUUCCAAUCCCGCAGGAUCCUCUUCCUUCCCCGGAUGAGCCUACGACGCCUCAAGUCCAGAUGGUGGACAGCGCGUUGCGCCGCCAGCUGCAGGACGCGAACCACCCCAUGCACACUUAUUUAGUCGACUUUUUUCUGCACUUGGCAGUCAAUCACGCCGUUGUUUUGGAGACGGACCAACGCGGAGUUAAAAGAUAUUCUGCGUCGAGCCCCGACGAAGGCGCCCUCGUGUACGGCGCUCGUCACUUUGGAAUCGAGUUUCUGGGUCAGACACCCAACGGGCUGGAAGUCGCGGUGCUGGGGAGGACUGUCCGCGUGCGGGUUCUCGCCGCUGUCGAGUUUUCCAGCAAACGGAAGAGAAGCAGCAUGCUCUGCGAGGUGUACUACCCUGCCUCUGCGGGCGAGAACGAGACCGAGGGGAAGAGCGCGAAGCGGAAGACGAAAAAGCGCAUCGUCCUCUUCACCAAGGGCGCCGACACAGUCAUUGUCCCGCUUCUGAAACGCAGAGAAGAAGCCGAGACGCAGAUGCUGAAGACCAUGGAGGAAUACGCCGCAGACUGUCUCCGCACGCUGUGCAUCGCCAAACGCGAGGUCAAGAACGAAGAAUUCGUCACGUGGUUCGCCGCCUACCAGGCAGCCGAAAGGGCCACCGUCGGCCGACAAGAACAAAUCGAAGCAGUGGCUGAGCGUCUAGAAGUCCAGUUGGAGCUACAAGGGAUCACCGGCGUGGAAGACAAGUUGCAGGCCGGAGUGGCGGAUACCAUUGAGAAAUUGCGAGCCGCUGGCAUUAAGGUUUGGAUGCUGACAGGGGACAAGGUGGAGACGGCAGUGAACAUUGGAUUCGCCACGUCUCUCUUGACGGGGAACAUGAAGCAGAAAACGUACGUAUGGGAGGAACUGGACCGAGACAAGGCACUGCUGCGCGAGCGCCUGGAAGACCAGGAAAGGACCCUCCUGGCGAUGCAGGAAGGCGACGAAGCGAAAGCGCUCAACGGGCAGGAGCAGAAGAGCACCGAUGCAAACAAUGCGGGAAAGGAACGCGAGUGGAAAGCGCACGCGCUCGUUGUGGACGGCGAGGCUCUCCAGCAGAUGCUCGAACCUGAUAUGGAAGAAUUGUUCGUCUCCGUGUGCACCAAGUGCGUCACUGUCAUCUGCUCCCGCGUGACGCCCCAUCAAAAGGGGGCCGUCGUCUCGCUGAUCAAAAAACACCAGAAGCAAAUCACGCUGGCGAUCGGCGACGGCGCGAACGACUGCAACAUGAUCCAGUCGGCGGACAUCGGCAUCGGGCUGAAGGGGGAAGAAGGCAUGCAGGCGUUUAACUGCGCCGACUACGGCCUAGUGCAGUUCCGCUUCCUUCUGCCACUGCUCCUGACACACGGGAGUUGGAACUACAGACGAAUCUCAAAGCUGGUGCUCUACAUGUUCUACAAGAACUUGGUUCUCGUUCUGCCGAUGUUCUUCUUCGGCUACAUCUCCCUCUUCUCUGGCCAAAAGUUCUACUUUGAAUUUCUCUACCAAAUGUACAACGUCGUUUUCACUGCCAUUCCGAUCACGCUCUACGGGGUCUUUGACCAAGAUGUCGACAGGACACUUGCUCUCAAGUAUCCACAGCUGUACCGCUGCGGCCAACUGGACUUGUACCUCAAUCUCCGUGUCUUCCUCAAGUGGAUGCUGAACGGCGUGUGGCAGGCUGUGGUCAUUUUUCUCCUUCCCACGUUCGUCUUUGGAAACCACACGGUCCCCACGACCACUGGCCGAACCAUGGACAUCUGGAUGGUGGGAACCCUAAUGUUCAUGAUGAACAUGAUUGUCGUCAACAUCAAGGUCCUUCUGGAAACGUACUACCUCACCUCCAUCAUCUGGGCGGGGUUCUACAUCAGCUUGCUCGCCUGUCUCUUGUUCGUUUUCCUCUUCUCGAGCUGGCCCGGCCUCGCAGGAAGUGUUCUGGGCUGCGUUUUCUAUCUCUUCAUCGACGCUUCGGCGUGCUCCGUCAUCUCGACGGCGGCGGUGGCGACUCUCUGUCUCGCGCGCGACUGGCUGUGGAAAGCGUUCAGGGUCAACUGCGCCCCGCAACUGUACCACCUGAUCCAGCAGCGGGAGUACAACGGCAACCUCUCAGGGUGGCCGAUGCGGCCCCCCGAGCGCGUGGGCGGAGUUUCGCCCCGAGGCGCGCAGCCGAUUCUCUAUAGCGUGAAUUCGCCAGGUGCUUCCAGGUCGUCCUGUCUCCCAGAAUCUUCUUCGCGUCUCCCUUCAGACUCCCGCGGAUCCAGGCAUCGGGCUCAGCGGCAGUCGGUUCGUGGCUAUGCCUUCAGUGAAGCCGAUCCGAUCUUUAGCGCGAUGCUUCGGAAGCAAACGCAUCAGGAUUACUUGCGACAGGGCGCGUCGAAGGCCACGACGUCGUACUGUUCGUCUGGGUCUCGGGGGACUGGGCGUGGCAACGCGCUUGCAGUAUCCGACCGCAAGAGCGCGGCGGGCUCCUCAGUCUCUGUCUCCUUCGCGGAUCAGGAGCGGCGCGGAGACAGGAGCCCCAAGGCCGGCAGCAGCGCGUGGGGUAGCGCGGCCGAGAGGGCCUCGUCCCCGGCGGACUCGCACGGAAGCAGGGAUGAGGACGGAGCUAGCGAGCGGUCGAGUCAGGCGGGGAGGGGGAGCCACUUGAGAAAAGGUUCUUCAGUGAUUGCCUCGAUUGUCACGCUGCGUUCGAGGCCAGCGCAGCAUGACGCAAGGGAAGACAGCGAACCGGAGCCGACCUUAGAGUGUCAGGUGCUUCCGACCCCUCGCGAGAUCGAACUCGCUGUCGCGGCGCCUGCUGACUCGGCGGCUGUGAGUUCCGACGAGAUCUCGGACACAGACGACAGCCACGGCGGCCCGUUGGACGAAGAGGACGACGAAGAAUCCUACAGACAGCGCGUGAAACAGUCUAAAGAAUCCCGCGACGACGACUAG
Neospora caninum is the source of this 5835-nucleotide messenger RNA. RefSeq lists its product as hypothetical. Gene Ontology annotation, biological process: phospholipid translocation. The transcript is spliced from 21 exons. The record is from RefSeq and is a predicted model, not a curated record. Gene Ontology annotation, molecular function: magnesium ion binding; ATPase-coupled intramembrane lipid carrier activity; ATP binding. Lineage: Eukaryota; Apicomplexa; Conoidasida; Eucoccidiorida; Sarcocystidae. Bases 1 to 5835 code for a protein of 1944 amino acids. Gene Ontology annotation, cellular component: plasma membrane.